AUGUAUUCGAAUACUUUAUUGGUGGCAUCUUUAAGGAUACCUGUGGUUGUUUUUCUAGGUACAGGAGUCUGGUUCUUCUGGUCCCUUGUCUUGCUGAGUUUGUUUUGGAUCCUGGCUAUCUACACAUCUUUUCUGUUGGCACUUGGACUUUUGUUGUGUUGGGAAGGGCGGGAACUCUCCCUGCACUGGUGUCAUAAGGUCCUGAUUCUGCUAGUGGUUGGAAUAUGCUCGUUUUUUUUCUGGCUCCUAUUCACUUACUGGAAAGAGAGGUGGCUCACCAUUGGGCUGUCCCUGCAGGUCUUCGCUCCCUACAUACACCUGGGCAGCAUAUCUAUGAUGGUUAUGGUCGCCUGGCCUGUGGCCUUCUACGUGAUCCAUUUGGAAGGAGAAGCUAAAAUCAGAAGAUACAAGAUUACAAGUAACGAAAGAAGAAGAAAUAAGAUGUGUAAUAUGAUCACAAAGUUGAGAGCUCUGCAAGUGGCUGUUGUAUUGCCUUUUUUCCUUAUCCUUUUAUGUCUCUAUGUGGUGCCCUGGGGGAAUCAUUCUCCCUGCAUUCAAGAGAAGGAUAAAUUGGGACCCAAGCCGAGCUUCUUUGGACAUAGAGGUGCACCCAUGCUGGGGCCUGAGAAUACCAUGAUGUCCUUUGAGAAAGCUGUUGAAGAAGGUGCCUUCGGGCUGGAGAGUGAUGUACAAAUAAGUUAUGAUAAAGUGCCUUUUCUCAUGCAUGAUUAUAACCUAAGAAGAACAACCAAUAUCAUGGAGGUCUUGCCAAAUGCCUCCCUCCGAAACCCAACCGUAUUUUAUUGGGAUUUCCUGUCAACUCUGAAUGCAGGCAGAUGGUUUUCACAUUCAUGGAUCAGACCAUUUUACCAUAUGAAGCCCCUAUCAGAGGCUGAUAGAGAAAAAGCAAGUAAACAGAAGAUUCCAAAGCUCAUGGAAUUAUUGAAACUUGCGCAGAGGGAAAAAAAAUUGGUGAUAUUUGAUCUCAAUGCCCCUCCACCAAGACAUCCUGCCAGAUACUCGUAUAUCCAUCUUGUAGUAAGCGAGAUCCUUGACUCUCAAAUUGAACAACAUCUGAUUGCUUGGUUACCAGGUUCUGAGAGAGACUACAUCAAGGACAGAGCUCCUGGUUUUCAGCAUGUGGGCACAUUUUACACCCUUGAAGAGCUUGCAAAACAAAAUAUCACUAGAAUAAAUGUUGACUACAAGAGAUUGUACUACAAUGGGUUGAGAGAAUAUAAAGCAGCUAACAUCAGUAUCAACCUGUAUAUCAUCAAUGAACCUUGGCUCUUCUCACUGGCCUGGUGCUCCAGGAUUCAGUCAGUGACCACAGACAACAUUCAGGUCCUGAAUAAGAUCAAUCACCCUUACUACUUCAUGACACCAAAUUUCUAUAUUUUGAUGUGGAUUCUCCUGGACUGUGCUUCUGCCGUUUUCAUUGUUGCCAUAUUUUAUUUUCAUUGGUGGAGAGAAAGCCAAAGUGAAAAAGUCCUCAAAGGUAUCAGCAGUUAUGCAGAGACUCCGAGUGUAAGCCUCCUAAAGGAAGAACCUUUGGAAGUUAUGGAAAGCCCUGAGCCUUUAACCAAGAGUGUAGGGGAGCUCCCAGAAUCUACAGCUGUCAUACAAGAGCCUGUCUAUAAAACCACUAAACCACCACCAUUUCCCAUGGAUGAUGUUAGAGAACCAGCUGGUGCCCAGUGAACCGGCCUUUGAAUGAAUGCACCCAAGCACCCACCUCAGAGACCAACAGAGAGCCCACCCUGCGAACUGCAUUGCCCACCAUGGAGACUAUGAACCAGCAGUUCCCUCCAUGAAGGUCCCUCCUCCUGAAACAUAACCCCAAAAGCCCCCACUAUUGAAUCCUCCCAGUGGUACUCUUUCAUCAUGUUUUCCACCACAUCCAGCAUGUCCCUCUCCUGCUUUGGGCGGUCUUCAAAGAAGUAGCCACAGCUUGCCCACUUCAUAUCCUUCCUCUCUGCUUGGGGUGACCUGAUGGUAAUGAGUGGUCAAGAAAGGCAUAUAGCAGAGCCAGGGAGGCUUCUGGGAAAACCAUUCUGGUCUACCUCUCAUCUCAAGGGGAUGAACAAAGGAAAAAAGAGUCGUGGUUUUGCAGGUGGAGUUGAUUGCCCUCCGGGCAUCACAGGACUUAUCUGAAAUGUUCAUAAUAUUGCCCACUAAAGGAGUGGCUAUGGUGAACAACAGCGUGUAAAUAAAGACAACCUCUCAGGAA
Sus scrofa (pig) is the source of this 2230-nucleotide messenger RNA. The record is from RefSeq and is a predicted model, not a curated record. Lineage: Eukaryota; Metazoa; Chordata; Mammalia; Artiodactyla; Suidae.